AUGUGUGCAACAGUGCUGAAGAUAUUUCCAAUUCUAGCCAUCCUUGCAGGCCACACCAGCGGGGUCGUGGUGACAGUCCCUGAGAAGACAGUGAAUGUCACUACAGGUGGAAAUGCAACUCUCCUCUGCACGUAUACCAGUCCUGGAACCCUGGGAAAUUUCUUUAUUCAGUGGAGUUUUUACAGUGCCAAAGAGAGCCAGCUGCAUACCCAUUCCCCAUGCCAUGGUAUUCUGAGUAUGGAUGAAAAGUCAGUCAGUCUUUGUCAAAAGACGGUGUAUGUGACAGAUGCACGGGGAAGAUGUAGCUGGAGAUACAAGAUCUAUUAUUAUUCAGGAGGCCAGUCUUACUCCUAUGGAGCAUUUAAGAACAGGAUAACAGCUUCAACAAGUCCAGGGAAUGCAUCAAUAACAAUCUCCAACAUGCAGCCCUCAGACACUGGUUCCUACACCUGUGAAGUUUUCAGCCCUCAGGGUGAUGCUGGACAGAGUCAAAAAUCUGUGGUUGUCAAUGUGCUGGUCAAACCAUCAAAACCUUUCUGUAAAGUAGAAGGAACCCCUGAGAAAGGCCAUCUGAUCUACCUCCUAUGCAACUGUGAAGAGGGGUUGCCUCGCCCCACCUACCACUGGUACAAAGUUGAUGAGAACACCCUCAAGCCUGUGAGAGAACAACUUGAUCCAAACUCUGGCAUCCUUUACAUUGGCAACCUCACCACCUUUGAAACUGGCUACUAUCGGUGCAUAGCCAGCAACCAGCUGGGGAACAGCACCUGUGAGCUGGACCUAACAGCAAAACAUUCAGAUGGUGGUAUUGUUGCUGGAGCACUGAUUGGAGCAAUUCUGGCAGCUGCUAUAAUCUGCAUUAUUGUCUGGGUCUUAACCAAGAAGGCAAAAAAUAGGAAGUCAUCAAAUUAUGAGAUGCAAGAAAUGGUUCAGAAAAAAUCCAAUGCAGACUAUGUUCAGGUACCCAAUGAAGAAAACAUUCCUGUGACCACAGUUCCAUCAAGCAAUGCAACAAAUGAAUAUCCAAGUGUUGAGGAAACAGCAGCUCCUGCAACACCUGAAAAUGAUGAGAAGCAAGAAGCAGGAAAAGAAGAAACAGCCUAGAGUUUAUAAUAGAGUUUUCUUUGUCACCUUUGGACCCCUUUGUACAAAAAUUGUUGUCAAUGAAUUAACAUAGAAGCAUGACUAAAACUUGUAUUCAAGGCAUUUGUAUUGCGACCCACUGGGGUGGAUUAAAAAGGGUCUGUUACACAGGCACUUUGUAAAUAGCAGAAGAUUUGGCCUUUAAAAUGAACCAAAUUUCUUUUAUUAUCUAGUUAUACUGCAAAAAAAAUUAAGUAUAAAAAGAGUAUCAUCAACAUCAAACUAUUUUGCAAAACUAAUUAGGAAAUGGGCUGAAGCAUUUGUCAAAGCAAGAGCUUUCCAGUGAACUCCCAGUAAUGCUGUGUGUGCACAGAGUUCAGAACCACAGCAGCCUUGUCCAGAAACAGUGUUAGCCAGCCUGCUUCAUGUGCACCAAGUAAUCAUGGCCAGUACAUUGCAGUAUUUCAAGGAACUGAUUUUGCACAUCAGAAGUAAAAACAGGUUACAUUAUUGUCAUCAGAAUGCUGAAACAUCUGUCAACAUCUUAACAGAUGUUAAGACCUGAGUCAAGGUA
Messenger RNA from Melospiza georgiana, 1657 nucleotides. RefSeq names its product V-set and immunoglobulin domain containing 1 (gene VSIG1). The record is from RefSeq and is a predicted model, not a curated record. Gene Ontology annotation, biological process: epithelial cell morphogenesis; maintenance of gastrointestinal epithelium. The coding region runs from base 1 to 1104 and encodes 367 amino acids. Gene Ontology annotation, cellular component: plasma membrane. Lineage: Eukaryota; Metazoa; Chordata; Aves; Passeriformes; Passerellidae. The transcript is spliced from 8 exons.